GCCAAUCCCCAACCCCUGUGCCAUGCAGCAGCGCGCUCCCGCCGAGCGCUCGACAGCGGCGUCCCUGCACGCGCACGUCCUCCACCUCCACCAAUGCGGCGGCGCCGGCAACCUCCUCCGCCGCGCCCACGCGGCCGCCCUGACAUCCGGCGCGCUCGCCGCGUCCCUGCCCCUCGCGGGCGCGCUCAUUCUCUCCUACGCCGCGGUCGCCGACCUGCCCUCCUCGCGCCGCCUCCUCCUCCACCACCCGCUCCGCCUCCGCUCCGCCUUCCUCUGGAACUCGCUCUCCCGCGCGCUCUCCUCGGCCUCCCUCCCCGCCGAGGCCCUGCGCGUCUACAACCUCAUGCUCCGCUCCGCCGUCAGCCCGGACGACCGCACCUUCCCCUUCGCCCUCCACGCCGCCGCGGCCGCCGCCGGCGACGGCGCGCACGCGGCCAAGGGCCUCGAGCUCCACGCCGCUGCGCUCCGGAGCGGCCACCUCGCCGACGUCUUCGCGGGCAACACGCUCGUCUCUUUCUACGCCGCCUGUGGCUCCGCCCCUGACGCGCGCAGGGCGUUCGAUGAAAUGCCCGCCCUGGACGUCGUCUCCUGGAACUCCCUGGUGUCCGCGUUCUUGGCCAACAGGAUGUUCGAUGAUGCGAGGCGGGCGUUGGUCGGUAUGAUGGGGAGCGGGGUCCCUGUGAGUGUGGCGAGCUUGGUCUCGGUCGUGCCUGCUUGUGGUGUCGAGCAGGAGCAGGGGUUUGGGUUGGCUCUCCAUGGACUCGCGCUGAAAGCCGGGCUGGACUCCGUGGUUAAUCUUGGAAAUGCAUUGGUUGAUAUGUACGGGAAAUUUUGUCAAGUGGAGGCAUCGAUGCAGGUGUUUGAAGUAAUGCCAGAGAGAAAUGAGGUUUCUUGGAAUUCUGCCAUAGGUUGUUUUCUUAACUCAGGGCUUUAUGGAGAUGUGCUGGCCAUGUUUAGGGAAAUGUCAGAGCGUGGAGUCAUGCCAGGGUCUAUCACAUUAUCAAGUUUGCUGCCUGCUUUGGUUGAGCUUGGUUAUUUUGAUCUGGGGAGGGAGGUACAUGGGUAUAGUAUAAAGAGAGCAAUGGACUCAGAUAUUUUUGUUGCCAAUUCACUUGUGGAUAUGUAUGCCAAACUUGGUUCUCUGGAGAAAGCCUGCACUGUCUUUGAAAAGAUUGAGGUACCCAAUGUGGUGUCAUGGAAUGCAAUGAUCGCUAAUCUUGUGCAGAAUGGAGCUGAGACUGAGGCAUUCCGUCUUGUUAUCAAGAUGCAAAAGGAUGGGGAACAGCCAAAUUCGAUAACCCUGGUGAAUGUACUUCCAGCUUGUUCAAGGAUGUCCUCUCUAAAGACAGGGAAACAGAUCCAUGCAUGGUCGAUCCGUACAGGAUUAAUUUUUGACUUAUUCAUAUCGAAUGCUUUGAUUGAUAUGUACGCGAAGUGUGGGCAGCUGAGUUUGGCGCAAAAUAUUUUUGACCUGUCAGAGAAGGAUGAUGUGUCAUACAACGCGUUGCUUCUGGGUUAUUCUCAGAGUCCAUGGAGUUUUGAAUCUCUUAAUCUAUUUAAGGAGAUAAGGUCUGCGGGAAUCGAGUAUGAUGCUAUUUCUUUCAUGGGUGCUCUGACUGCAUGUACCAAUUUAUGUGCAUUUAAACAAGGGAAAGAAAUUCAUGGUGUUUUAGUACGGAGAUUACAAAGUAAUCAUCCCUUUCUGGCUAAUUCACUGCUAGGUUUGUAUACUAAAGGUGGAAUGCUUGACACUGCAACAAAGAUCUUCAAUAGGAUUACAGAGAAGGAUGUUGCUUCAUGGAAUACCAUGAUCAUGGGAUACGGAAUGCACGGCCAAAUUGAUGUUGCUUUCCAUUUGUUUGAUCUGAUGAAGGAUGAUGGUGUUGAUUAUGAUCAUGUGUCUUACAUCGCAGUGUUGUCGGCAUGCAGCCACGGCGGGCUUGUUGAGAAAGGAAAAGAGUACUUCAGUCAAAUGCGUGCCCAAAAUUUAGAGCCACAACAAAUGCAUUAUGCUUGCAUGGUUGAUCUUCUUGGGCGUACUGGACAACUGACUGAAUCUGUUGAACUAAUCCAAGACAUGCCUUUUCAUGCCAAUUCCGAUGUGUGGGGAGCACUGCUUGGGGCUUGCCGAAUACAUGGAAACAUUGAAGUAGCACAAUAUGCAGCAGAACAUUUGUUUGAGUUGAAGCCAGAGCAUUCGGGUUACUACACACUGCUGAUAAACAUGUACGCUGAGGCUGGUAGGUGGAAUGAAGCAAACAAGAUUAGAAAAUUAAUGAAAUCCAGGAAGGUACAGAAAAAUCCAGCCUAUAGCUGGGUACAGAGUGGCAACAAGCUACAAGCUUUUCUUGUGGGGAAUGGUUAGCUCUGCCGUGAUAAGUUUAAAUUGACUGGCAAUAUAACAGAUGGUGAACUUAUAUGGUGGUACGGAGUCUUCCACUAGGAAUGAAUUGUAUAUAGCACCAUAAUAUUGCAUGUUCACCAAAUCUGAUAAGUAUUGUCACUGUAAUAGUGAAGGAAUGCGAUGAGGAGUGCAAUGACUUUUAGAAGACCGUAGUCGUCGAUGGCUGCACCGUAUGACCUGACAAGAAUCACAUAAAGAUGAGCAAUAUUACUUGGCACUACUGCUGUCUACAUAUCUUUGCUAAUGGAGUUUAGCCUAGUAAUGGAAGAGAAGAUUGUUUCUUCUGCGUGUAACUGAAGCAUCAACUGGAAAAAGCCGAUAUUAUUGUUAAAAUAUUUGAGAUCUGUCUCACAAGAAAUGAUGAACGGUCAUGUUACUAUAUGCAUUGAAUAGGAAAUGUUGGGACUUUGCUGUCAUGACUGGCUUAUUCGUUUGCAGAUGAUGAACAUGGUUCUGCCUUCGUUGUCUUGGGAGUUGGGAGUCAAGCAUGUGUUUUUCACUAAAUGUUUUGUCGUAUGUUAUUGUCAGCAGCUAGUAGUUUUUCAUUAUAUUUCUAAAAAUCUGAACGCCACCUAUUUGAGUGAUCGUUGAAUGAUUCCUUUGCGAUUGAAAUAAUAAUAUUAAGUGCUUAUAUACUUGUGUGAGAAGCCCUUUAUUAAACUUUGCAUGGGUUUGAGAUAUGCCAGGAUCAGCCAUGCACCUCUUUCACUGCCGUCUAAUAUGAUGCAUAAAACGAGUUGUACUUUACUUGGUGCACAAAAAUGAGCAGUACUAAGUGUCCAAUUAUUGUAUGAAUGUGCUAGAAACCUUCUAAAGUUCUGCUGAUAACUUUAUUCUAAGUGGUAGAUAGAACUGAUUAUUUCUCUUCAGAGGAAAUUGCACUCAGACUCCCGGAAUACAUGGUCAUUUGGUUUAUAAAGGCAUGGGUUUAACCAACACUCACUCACAUGUAUUUUUAGUUUACUCCGGUUGUAGCUUGGGUCCGAACGUGUCGAAGAUGUUGCCGAUCACACAGCUUCCACCCAGUGAUAGCCAUGAGGAAGGCGAGACAUGAUCAUGGAGCAAACCAAAGAGUGACAGCCUGACAGAUCCUGCAAGGUGCAGUAACAGAUGAUACGGACAUGGCAGCUCAGGCGCUUGAUAGGGAGACAUCUCAAGAUAUUGCCAAGGAGUUUGAAGCAAUCUCUAAUUGAAAGAGUGGGAAUGGAUGAGUGGAGUUCCAUUUGAUAGGGAUCUAUAUAGGGAUCAGCUUAUCUGAACAGUUGUUGGUUGCUUUCUUGACGAAUGUUGAUCUUCGGGUAGUGGCAUAUUCUCUGAUGACUACUCAUGUCUGGUGAUCAUCGAAAGCGAACAUAUGGUUUGUAAGGAGUUAUUUGUUUGUGACUGACUCAGACUGUGAGUCAUACACCGGAAUGAGUGACAGUGAGGACCAAGAAGAAUCUGAAGCUUGGACGGUAGCAUCGGUAAGAUUGAUUAUUUUCUUACAUCUGAAAGAGGGGGUUUCCUGAUAAGGGCAUAGUCUGCCCUGUGUCUGAUCCCUCAGGUCAGUUGGGCCGCAUUGUUGGGGUUGAAAUGCUUGUGCACCAAUCAGCUUUCAAUAGUAAGAUCGUCUGUCUCUGGUUGACUGCGUGGUUAUGGGGCCAGGGAUUGGACGGGCGCUCACCGUUGUGUUCAGUGAUGGGGUGAAGUGUGAAAGGCUGUUAAGUGUUAAGGAACUCUGAGGUACUGAAGCACAUUCGUCCGAUCAUCUUUCAAGAUGCACCUUAUUUACACUAUCCAAGUCAACGUGUGAGGAUUGUCCAUCCCACCGCGUGAAGUCAGCAACAUGGUUGUCUGGAUCAUGAAGGGCAAGUCGAGAUGACGGUGUCGUAUCAUGUAUUGGAUGGUACUGCUGGGUGAGGUAUGUUUCUUAGGGACGAUGGUGGCUCUGUAAUCUUCAGUUCUUGUCGCCAUCUUUACAAUUGGUCAGAUGUACUUGAAGCUGAACUCAUGUCAAUGAAAGAAGGCUCUCCAGUUGUGCAAUCAGCCUAUUGAUAUUGAAUCAGUUGUCAAAGUAUGCUUUUAUUAUCAGAGAGAUCAAUAUCAAUCUGGGGAUGCGAUUCUUGCAUUACUCGUAUUGGUUGGAGCAGAAAUAGGGCUAGUCAUUUCAUGGCAAUUUUGGUAGGUUGCAUGACCGAACAGCUCUUUGGCUAUGCUUUGGCCCAGAUGAUUAUGGAAAUUGUUGGACGAGAUUGUAACACUUAAUUUUGAGUAAUGCAAGAAUUAGUUCUGCCAAAAAAGCAUGAACUCUAUCAAGUUGAAACUUUCAUCUAGAUACCACAUGUACCAUACGAACCAUUUUUUAGCUGUGAAAU
Triticum aestivum (bread wheat) is the source of this 4758-nucleotide messenger RNA. Its product is annotated as pentatricopeptide repeat-containing protein At1g18485. The record is from RefSeq and is a predicted model, not a curated record. NCBI's taxonomy places the organism in Eukaryota, Viridiplantae, Streptophyta, Magnoliopsida, Poales, Poaceae. Bases 23 to 2365 code for a protein of 780 amino acids. The transcript is spliced from 5 exons. Gene Ontology annotation, biological process: RNA modification. Gene Ontology annotation, molecular function: RNA binding; protein binding.